Molecule: messenger RNA, 3646 nt
Organism: Lingula anatina
Lineage: Eukaryota; Metazoa; Brachiopoda; Lingulata; Lingulida; Lingulidae
Product: ESF1 homolog
Biological process (GO): rRNA processing
Cellular component (GO): nucleus
Molecular function (GO): RNA binding
Source: RefSeq, a predicted model, not a curated record
GUUUACGAAUCUCCCUGUGGAAAAGAGCACUUCCUUUUCAAACACGUUGUUGUGAUAUUAGACGUGAUACAGGUUAUAAACUUCUACUGUACUAGAUUAAGUACAAAGACUACCACUGAAAAUGGAGGACAUUGUAAAAGAUGCCCGUUUUUCCCAUAUACCUACAGACCCGAGAUUCCGGAGGAUGGGUAAACGUGACAGAAAAGUAAAGAUUGAUAAAAGGUUUCAGAGCAUGUUCAAUGAUAAACGGUUCAAGCUGAAGUAUACAGUGGACAAAAGAGGCCGCCCUAUAAAUCUCACUUCUAAUGAUCAUUUAAGACAGUUUUAUGAGCUUGACACAUCUGAAUCUGAAGACGAUGGCAGUGGUGAUCAAGAAAGGAGUGAAAAAAAAAGUAAAAAGUCUGCAAAGGGAAAAGUAAAUAAGGCAAAAACAGAGUCAAUGAAAAAAUACAAUGACAAGAGAAAAGGAAAGUCAGAUAUAGAGAUGAAGAAAUCAUCUUUGAAGGAAUUCUCAAAUAAAGAUAUCAAAUUUGACAAAAUUGAUAGCAAGGGAAAUAAAUCCAAAUCCAAAGCUGGUAUGGUUUCUGUAAACAAAGAAAAAAAUAAAAGUAAGAAAUCAGUUUGCAGUACUGACAAGGAAAGAAUGUCUUUAAGAAAUGUAAAGAAAAGAGCACCAUAUGACCCUGGAAAUAUGAAGGAUAGCAGCAAAGAAAGUGAAGAGAGAUCAUCAGACAAGGAGGGCCAGGAAGACCAAGAGGACAGUGAUGAUGAUGACGAUGAUGAUGAGAAUGAAGAAGAGAAAGAGGGUGAAGAUGUGGAAGAUGAGGAUGAUGAUGAGGAGGAGGAAGAUUUAGAGACAGAAGAUGAAGAAACAGAUAAUAGGAAAACACAAGCUUUUGGUCCUGAUCUAGCUAGGGGGGAGGGGGGCGUUGAAAGUUCAAGUGAUGAGGAUUCAGGUCUUGAGGAAGAAGAAGAUGAAGAUGAAGCAGAUGACAUGUGGGAUGACCUUGACACCAAUGCACCUCAGGCAGAUGAGGCAACCAAUAGGCUUGCCAUGUGCAAUAUGGACUGGGACAGGAUCAAGGCUCAAGAUUUGUUUGUAUUGCUCAACUCCUUCAAGCCAACUGCAGGGGUGAUAAAGUCGGUCACUAUUUACCCAUCAGAAUAUGGAGCUGAAAGAAUGAAAGAAGAAGGGAUGAAAGGCCCAACAGAGCUGGUGGAGAAAACAAAGAGUCUUGGGGAAGAUGGUGAAGAAGAUGAAGAGGAGGAAAAAGGAGAUGAAGAAAGCCCAGAGUUCCGUGAAAAACUGAGAAAGUACCAGCUGAACAGACUCAAAUAUUUCUAUGCUAUUGUCGAGUGUGACUCUGUGGAAACAGCUAACGCCCUCUAUGAACAGUUAGAUGGAUGGGAAUAUGAAAGCAGUGCCACAAAGUUAGACCUCAGGUUUGUACCUGAUGGGAUGACAUUUGACCAGAAGCCUAAGAGUGUAGCCACAGACAUGCCAGAUGCCACAGUCUACAAACCCAACCUGUUUGUUACUACUGCCCUCAACCAGACCAAGGUGGAUUGCACCUGGGAUGAGACAGACAGAGACAGGACAGCUCUCACCAUGAGAGACUUCAGCAAGGAGGAGCUACAGGAGAUGGACGUCAAGGCAUACCUGGCCUCCAGUUCUGAUGAUGAGGAUGGUGCAAAUCCAUAUGGAGACCUGAUUGAAAAACCUGAUUUUGCCAUCAGUGAUGGAGAGGGUUCAGAAGAAGACGAGGACAAAGCUCUGGAGAAAUAUAAAGCUUUGCUGAAGACAGUGGAGGAAAAAGAUGAAAAGAAAGAGGAGAAGGAUAUGGAAAUGGAGAUAACAUGGGAACCAGGCCUGAAAGAAACCACUGAGGAUAUGUUAAAGAAAAAGGAAGAAGACAAGGGCAGUCUGACACCUUGGGAACAAUAUCUAAAGAAGAAAAAAGAAAAGAAGAAAGUGAAAAAACAAGAAAAGCAGUCAAAGACAAUAGAUGAGGCUGGGUCAAGUGAUGAUGACAUUCCUGCUGGCGUGGACAUGAAUGACCCCUAUUUCAAAGAAGGACUGGAAGAAAUUGAAGGUAAAUCAGUGAAGAAGAAAAAGAAGCAGAGACAGUUUGAAGAAGAUGAAGAGACAGCAAAUCAGAAGGCUGAGAUGUCCCUACUGCUGAUGGAUGAAGAUGACAAAAAACAACACUUCAGCCUGAAAGGCAUCAUGGAACAGGAGAAAAAGAAGAAGAAAAAGAAAAAAUUGAGGAAGAAAAAGGAUGAACAGCAUGUAGAGGACACUUUUAAGAUGAAUGUAAAUGACCCCCGCUUCAAUGCUGUCUUUACCUCCCAUUUGUACAACAUUGAUCCGUCUGCAUCAGAGUUCAAGAAGACAAAGGCAAUGCAGGAGUUGGUGGAGGCCAAGGUGAAGAAAAGGAGUGAAAAGGAAAAAGGAGAAAAACCUAGUUUAAAGAAUGAUGAAGAACCACCCAGAAAAAGUCAGAAGAUUACCUUGGACACUGUUGCUAAGGAAACCAAUACCAAAACAGACAAAGAUGCAUCCUUGUCCUUGCUUGUGAAAUCAGUGAAAGCAAAGACCAUGCAAUAUCAUCAGAAAAAAUCAAAGUAAUUUAAGAAAUGAUUGAGCAAAUGAAAAAUACACAAUCAGUGCAAACUUAUCAGUUUUUGUUGUACUUUUUUUUUUCAAUUGGAUGACCACAUUUUCAUAAUUAAACAUAUUGUUUGAAACAAGUGUACAAAGGGGCUUCAUGGUUAAUAUGGAGCCCAUAUAUACUGUAUAUUUAUUCAAUCAUACAAGUAUGUGAGUAUCAAAAUAUUUUGUAAAUUGGAGUUGUAUUUUAUGUGCAUUUGUGAUAUCUGCAUAUGAAAGCACACUACCUUAGAAUUAACCAGGUAUUGAAUCUGGAAACAUUUCUCCUAUGUGUGCCUUAAUUAACUAUUUUGGCUCUGAUUAAAUCGGGUGCAUCCUUGCACAUACACUGAUUUCAAACUGGCCAUCUAGCAGGUGCUCAUCAGUAUACUGGCUAGCUUGCUUUAUCUGGUAAAUGUCUGGUAAUUAAUUAUAGGCUGGUGGUCUCGUUUGGACUAUUUACCAAGUCAAUAGGUUUUCAAAAGCCAUUCAUAGCAUUUGGGCAUAAAAAAAAAAUAAAUACAGUGCUACAUGUACGACAUGUAUUACAAAUAGUGCUGGUUGUGGAAGGUUUAGUCAAAAGUAACAAAACUAGUGUGUGAUGCAGCCUUUUAUUUUACUUUUUAUGCAAAAUAGAUGUAAAAGGAGGUACUUGCACAACAGUUUUAUUGUACAAAAUGUACUUUCAUGCCCAUUAGGAGUGGGGUUGGUCAAGCCCACCCUAUGUGUAGAGGGUCUCUUUAGAAAGGAUCUCUAUAUAAAGUAGGGGCCACCACAAUGUACGUCUGCUAUUAUCAUAAUUAAUACAACUUUGAAUAUCUGAAGAACAUUUUACAUUUUAUCUUUCUUAAAUCUAUGAAAUAAGAUUAGAAAUAAAAUAUACUAUCUGUAUUUAGAUUCCAUUUCUCAUCCAUAUUUUCUGUUUUUGAUAGCAUGCAUUAUCUGAAAUGAAUUUUCUUUUUCUGCUUGCCACCGAAAAUAUUUUACUAAUUCCAA